Messenger RNA from Rattus norvegicus (Norway rat), 1423 nucleotides. RefSeq names its product CXXC repeat containing interactor of PDZ3 domain (gene Cript). The record is from RefSeq and is marked provisional. Gene Ontology annotation, molecular function: scaffold protein binding; PDZ domain binding. NCBI's taxonomy places the organism in Eukaryota, Metazoa, Chordata, Mammalia, Rodentia, Muridae. Gene Ontology annotation, cellular component: cytoplasm; synapse; dendritic spine.
UGAUGUAUUUUGGCAGCUGCUCCUGCUUUGCGGGUUGAGGGGGACAGGACGACCCGUGGAAGGAUGGUGUGUGAAAAGUGUGAAAAGAAACUCGGCAGGGUUAUCACUCCAGACACAUGGAAGGACGGGGCCCGGAACACCACAGAAAGUGGUGGAAGGAAGCUGAACGAAAACAAAGCUCUGACUUCGAAGAAAGCAAGGUUUGAUCCAUAUGGAAAAAAUAAGUUCUCCACUUGCAGAAUUUGUAAAAGUUCUGUACACCAGCCAGGUUCUCAUUACUGUCAAGGCUGUGCCUACAAGAAAGGCAUCUGUGCGAUGUGUGGCAAAAAGGUUUUGGAUACUAAAAACUACAAGCAGACUUCCGUCUAGGCUGUUGAAGAUUCCAACUCUACGGUUGUAUUUGUGCUUCAGCUUUUCAAGCGUAACACGGAUGUCCAUCUCACAAAAUGACCUGUUUGAGGAUGAAUGAUUCAGUCUGAAGCAGGGACGUUGAUCAGUAUUGAUCUGUCUGCUCUCAUGAAGUUGUGAAUGAAGUUUCUGCCUUAGGUGGUUAUUUUCCUUGUGAGCAUUUUACUGAACUAGAUAAGUGACAAAAUUAAUGAACGAGGUUUCCCAACUUGUGUACGCACUGUCUACUCGACAUUAUCUAAUUAAUGAGUACGCACUGUCUACUCGACAUUAUCUGUAUAAUUAAUGAGUAAGGUGUUCCCUACUUCUGUACGCACUGUCUACUAGACAUUAUCCAUAUAAUUCCUAUCUGACCCACGCGUUUUAUUUAUAGAUAUUGCAAAUGUGAAAUCACUGAUUCUUUGCUCUGAACUUGACAUCCAGACUUGAGAUUUCUCACUUUCUCACAAACAUUGCAGUUCUUAGAACAAACAGGGCCUUAGUUACUGCAUUUUCAUGAGCUAUAAUGUCUGAGACCAUUUUUGCAGAGUGGUUCCUUGGUGACCAGUCCUGCCACAAGUCUAAGAUAAGUUGCAUUUUUAUUUAAAGUUGCUGUUGCUGCUAAAGUGAGUUUCUUUUACGUGUGACUGAGUGCCAUGGGGCCCGAUGUCCAGGCAGACACUGAAGUUCAGAGACGUGCGUUCUGUCAGCAUUAUCUUAAAUUCAAAUGAGAAUACAUUUAUUCUGUUUGGGAAUGUUCUUUGAAGAAGGAUACAUAGCUUUCCUUAACACCCCCCAACCCCCGCUGCCACUUCCUCAGAAAUAAAGCAGGCCUCUGGCCUCUGACAUUGCUGCAGCCUGCCAGGGGGCUGCUGUGAAUGAAGGUUUUUCUUGUUGCCUUCUUUGGGUUGGGCCUUCCACCUUUAAAACCCUCAGCCUACCCAGAGACCAAAAGCAUAUUCUCUGUUUUUAUCUGCAGGAUCUUAAAUGCAUAUCACUGUGUAAUGUGAGACCUACUAUAAACAAUGAAAAAAUA